Anopheles stephensi (Asian malaria mosquito) is the source of this 5929-nucleotide messenger RNA. RefSeq lists its product as uncharacterized. NCBI's taxonomy places the organism in Eukaryota, Metazoa, Arthropoda, Insecta, Diptera, Culicidae. The coding region runs from base 963 to 4118 and encodes 1051 amino acids. The record is from RefSeq and is a predicted model, not a curated record. The transcript has 9 exons.
CGUUUUGUUGGCUAAGCUAACGGAUCACCCGGCCCCGGUGGAAUGGCGCAACGCUGCCGGGAACUAUCGGAAGUACGAAUGAAGAAAAAAAAAACGGUGGGAAGGAGUCGGAGAAACAUAACCUACAAACCGCGGAACAGGUACGUCGGGCGCAAAGCCAGCUACCAGCUUUCAGUAGGUUUGCUACAGCGACUCCAACAGGACGCAUCCACAGUUCGUUGGUACUGUGCAACGAAAGGUGCCAGCACCAGUACUUCGCAUCGAGUUGUGGUGUUGAUAUCGGGACUUGAGUAACGUUGAGACAGCUCAGGAAAACAGGGGGAUCAGCCGAUCAAUAGAAAGGGUUUCUGGCAUACGUGCUCGUGUGAAAGUGUUCGACCAAGACCAGGAUCGCGAACAUCCUGGUACGUCGUGUGGCGUACACACACUCAAUACGUGCUGCCGGGUUGUCAGUGUCAGUGUGAAAUUUGUUUUGCAAAUUUUAAAAAGCUGUAUCAGCUAGUGAUAUUGGUCCGUAUGUUUGAGUGUGCAUGUGUCUAAGUAUAUUAAAUAGCAAAAAGCGGGAAUUAAUGUGAAGAAAGAGUGCUGUGAAAUUCUUGCACACGCAAGCUAGAUCAAGUGUCUUAGUGUAAUGUGCUAAAUUACAAAUUGAAAAGUGUUUGCUUCGCCCUUAAGAAACGUAUCUGGUAACAAGAACAGAAGACACUGCUUGGACGCAGGAAGUUUGUCGUCAGUAGUUAGGCCUCAAUGUUUCUGCAAGCAACUUAUUAAUUCCACAUCAACCAACCAACAACUUAACAAGCAACGCCCGACCCAGCCAAAGGUCCGAUUAGAAGGUGGUCCGUGGUCUAGCUCUCCGGCAUCCCGGAGACUUGAAGAAGCUGUCGAGUUCCUUUGGACACUGUCAAAGGAUCCGAGAUCUUUAACUUAGCGACCGGAAUAGCCUCAGAACACAUACAAAAAUGCUUCGUUGCCAGCAGCGAAGGUGUAACAGGCAGAUUUUGUUGCUUCUGUUCAGCUGCAUCCUGGUCUCCUGCACAUACGCCGAUGAAGAGGAAAGUUUCACAUCGGCCAGCCUGGUUCAGCCCGGUUCCGGCACAGUGACAAAGGUUUGCCCGUUUCCAGGCGCACCGGCCCAUGGAAGUGUACACUUCUCCGAUGACUCACUGUCAAACAACACCGUUGCCACGUACUACUGUGAGAGGGGUUUCGAGCUGCUCGGACCAUCCCGACGUGUCUGUAUCGAUGCCCAGUGGAUACCUGAGGGUAUUCCCUUCUGCGUGAUAAAUGUGGCAGCCGGAAAGGCACCGAUGCAAAUCUCCACCGAAGCAUCGGGAAUCCCACAGAAAGCCAUCGAUGGAUCGACGUCCGCUUUCUUCUCGCCGGACACUUGCUCACUGACCAAACCGGAACGCGUACCCUGGUGGUACGUCAAUCUGCUAGAGCCGUACAUGGUGCAGCUGGUGCGAUUGGAUUUCGGCAAGUCUUGCUGUGGUAAAGGCAAACCGGCAGCCAUUGUUGUACGUGUCGGUAACAAUCGUCCCGAUUUGGGUACGAAUCCUAUCUGCAAUCGGUUCACCGGUACGCUCGAGGAAGGACAACCCCUGUUCCUGCCCUGCAAUCCACCAAUGCCGGGAGCAUUCGUGUCGGUCCAUCUGGAGACAAAUGCACCGAGCCAGCUGUCCAUCUGCGAGGCGUUUGUGUACACUGAUCAGGCACUGCCAAUCGAACGGUGUCCCGCAUUCCGUGACCAACCGCCCGGUGCGUCCGCUUCGUACAACGGCAAGUGUUACAUCUUCUACAGCAGACAACCAGCAACGUUGCGGGAUGCACUUGCAUUCUGUCGUGCGCGCGGUGGUACACUGAUCAACGAAAGCAAUCCGGCACUGCAAGGAUUCAUUAGCUGGGAGCUGUGGCGCCGUCAUCGCAGCGAUACGUCCUCCCAGUACUGGAUGGGUGCGGUGCGUGAUGCACAGGACCGCAACACGUGGAAAUGGAUCGGUGGUGAGGAGGUGUCGGUGUCGUUCUGGAAUCUCCCCGGUGGUGAUGAGGACUGUGCACGGUACGACGGUUCGAAGGGAUGGUUGUGGAGCGACACAAACUGUAACACUCAGCUUAACUUUAUCUGUCAACAUCAGCCCAAGGCUUGCGGCCGACCGGAACAGCCACCAAACUCAACCAUGAUCGCACCGAAAGGCUUUGAUGUGGGUGCGGUCGUUGAGUAUAGUUGCGACGAAGGCCAUCUGCUAGUAGGACCACAGCAGCGUACCUGUUUGGAGACUGGAUUCUACAACGAGUUCCCACCUGUAUGCAAAUAUAUUGAGUGUGGAUUGCCAGCAUCGAUACCGCAUGGUAACUACGACCUCAUUAAUGGCACAGUUGGCUACUUAAGUACAGUGAUGUAUCGUUGUGCCGAUGGGUACGAAAUGGUAGGCCGUGCGGUACUGGUCUGUGACAUCGAUGAGCGUUGGAAUGGUCCACCACCACGCUGUGAGCUGAUCGAGUGUGAUCCUCUGCCAACACUUUUCCCGAACGGUGUUAUCGUGUCCUCCAACCAGACGGUGUAUGGUACACGCGCAGAAGUACACUGCAAUCGUGGCUACAUCCCUGACGGUGAACCCGAAAUUGUUUGUACAGCGACCGGUCAGUGGAGUCAGCCGCUGCCGAAGUGUGUCCCCAAUACGAUUGAAUUGAACGAAGGUCCAGCAACAGUCCGCCCAAGCGUAGUGGCUACUACGUCAAGUUCAUCUCGGGCUCCUCCAGUACUGAUCGUUUCGCCGACUACUCCUGCAUCGAUCGGUGGCAUUCCUUCGCGCCGUCAACCAACGGGUGGACGACGACCGGUCAGCACUGUGCGAUACUCUACACAGACACCCCCCCAGAGCAGUACCGUAUCUGCGGCAGAGUCGACUACAUCCAUUACGAUCAAUAUGGCGCGACCGACGACUGCGCAACCGAGCCACAGCAGCAGCAGCAGUACCACGGAGUCGCCUAUCUUCAGUAUCGAGAUCGAUGAUGAAGUGCGCCCCGGAUCGAUGGGUGAGGAUGCGGUUCGACCGUUCCGUCCACAGCAACCGUCCAUCGUGAUACUGCCGAAGGAUCCGGCCGCCGGUAAACCGGCAAACCCCGCCAAACCCACCAUCUACGAACCAACCAAUCCACCGGCGGUGGUAAGCGUCACCCCGCCGCCCGCCCAAACGUACCGACCGGUAACCGCUGGCACAACCGGACGCCGGCCGGCCACGACGACGACACGUGUCCGCAACCAGCAUCCGAACCACGAGCAGGACGUACUGCUGUCUCACCAUCCGCAGGACAAUGAAAUCCCCGGCAGUGUCAAUAUCCGGCAGGAUCAGUCACCGAAGGUGAACGUACCGUUUGCGGUGAACAAUGUGGACGAUCUGGUGCCGGCGGACGGUACCGAUGGCAAUGGCGGCAGCGACGGUUUGAUCACGAGCUUCGGCGGUGCGAACGGUGGUGCCGGUGGGUUGGGCAGUACGGGCGGUAGCGGGUCUGCAACGGGCGACCGGAAGGAAUCGAAGAACGCCAAGCUGAAUCUGGGCGCCAUUGUUGCGCUCGGUGCGUUCGGUGGUUUCGUCUUCCUAGCCGCCGUCAUCACGACCAUCGUGAUCGUCGUACGAAGAAAUCGCACCUCAAAUCAACACUAUCGGCAUCGUGCCUCACCGGACUGCAAUACGGUCGCGUCCUUUUCUAGCUCCAGCUCCGAGUCGCGGAACGGACUGAAUCGCUACUACCGGCAGGCGUGGGAAAAUCUGCACGAAUCGGCCUCAAAAAGCCACAACCAUUCCGGGUUGAAGCGCAAAGAAACGAUGGACGCCCCGGUGAACAGAUCCCGGUCGCGUGAAAACCUAGACGUGAGCAGAUCACGCGAACUGGACAGAUCCCGGGAGAACCUGUCGUCGGCACGAAGCCGUGACUAUGGCCGAGACAGUAUGGCGUUGCGCGACGGCUCCGAGAUGGUUGUGUCGGACGUGUGCGUGAAGGGCGAAAAGAAGCGCCACCAUCACCAUCAUCACAAGAGCAGCCACCGGAAUGAUUUCCGCGAACCGAACAUACUAGGCAGUGGUAAUGGACGGCGCGAACAUCGCCAUUACUGACGCGGUAAAAUGAUCAUCACGAUCCGGAUCGAUGGAGGUGCGGAACGCCACGAGGGCGAUAGUCUCAGGCCCAGUCGCGAUAUCUAGUAGCGAGCGGAAAAAUUAGUACACGAUUGCGACGUGUUUUAGUAGACUGUUGGUGCGGGAUGUUUGCGUGUGUCACCAACAAAACCAUCAAGCUCAAUGCUGCCAGAGGUGUCCGAACAGCAAUAGAGGGGUAGCAAUAGUGCACUGAAGACGACCAUGAGCCAAGCUCAGCAAAAAGGAAAAAGAAAGGGAGGGAAGAAGGUGAGGUGUAAGAUUUGUGUGUAUGUGUAUGUAUAUGUGUGUUUGUGAUCGAGAGAGAGGGGGACUUCACAGGCACUGGCACAUACUCAUACCAUUUGUUUUUGUUUCUAUUUUAAGUAAGCGUAUGGGUUACUAAGAGACACUACCACAGUCAACAUUAUUACUGGUUGUCUCCAUUAUCCUUUUGUGUACUACCUUUCCAAAACGCACCAUUUUUUUAUAGAACAUACCGUUCCUUUUCCUUUCCCAUCCGGUCCUCCACGUCCCCUGGGUUCUGUUUUACUCACACGAGUAAAGUCCCAAACAGCGCGUGAAGUGUGCGGUGUACUACUAAGCGGUGUGUGUACUAAUACAGGCGUAUAUAAUUAAGCAGUGCGAACAUUUAGUGCUUGUAGUUAACAGUUCGCCUAAUGGUCAUUUGUUAAUUAUACAACAAUGGUGAAACGGUAGUGAUUGAACGAAAGUUACAACGCAAGUCCCCAGUAUCAGCGUAUUUUGUAAUUAAUACCCUAGUAUCACGAAUUUAUCGGAUAACUGUAGUAGAACUAUUGUGUAUAGGAAACAAAAUGGUUCGUUAAGAUAACUUCUUAAGUAUUUUGUUUCCUUCCCAUUUCCCUUCCCCGUUUUCACCUUUCCCAAGCUUGGUAAGCUUGGCACCCGUUUUGCUUUUUUUCACCAUCGUGUACGAUCGAAAGCCAUUUUGACCACGUUUAGGUUAGUUGAUUUAGAUCCUCAUUUCUAGACGCGGUUGACAUGUUUUCCAUCAUUCUUUAGAAGAAAAACACAGUUAUCAAACAGUUGCUUACGCUAGAACCAUUUCGAAAUGAGAGCAAUAGAUCUCCUAAUCUUUCUCUCUCGUUCUUUCUUUCCGCCCUUUUUUCUUUAAACAUCUGCAUGUAUAUACACUAACCAAUGACGAAUUAGAGCGUUUCCACCAAUACCAAUACCCCAUAUGUCUUACGAUUUUCGUAUCCAAUUUUCCUAAAAAUGGAGAAAAUGAGUGAAGAGCGCAUUUUAAAAAAAAUAAGCAUGAAACAUUAGCGAAACAAUGGCUUACACAUAACACAUAAUAGAAACCAGUCACAACCAUAGUGAACUACUAGAGCCCUAGCUCAUGAGAAAACGCUCAAGCACAGCAAGAAGCCGAAAGAUGAUGGAAAGAAAAAAGAAGACAAUUUAAGUGGCAAUAUGAUGUUCUAGUUAACCUAUUUUUAGUCGCGUUUAGUAAUGGUGUUAAGUGAAAAAAAAACAAGGGGAAUUGUUCUAUUCUUGCAAUAAUAAGACGGGUGAGCGGUACGCACAACACCGUAGCUGUUGUGUUGGUUGGUUUCGAACAUAGUCGAUAGGAAAACAAAAACACACAGACAGGUUACUGUUACUGCUGUAUUGGAAGUUUGUAGUGUUUUGCUAGACGUUUGAUUUUGUUAUAUACCGUACUCGAUUCCGAAAGAAAACAAAAACGUUCGGUGGGAAUAUGUGUGUUACUUUUACAAAUAAACAUUAUCAAUGUUGCUAUACUAAAA